Molecule: messenger RNA, 3612 nt
Organism: Pecten maximus
Lineage: Eukaryota; Metazoa; Mollusca; Bivalvia; Pectinida; Pectinidae
Exons: 8
Coding region: 268-1407 (379 amino acids)
Source: RefSeq, a predicted model, not a curated record
AUUGUAACUGAACAUAUUCAUACCGUAUUCACGAAGUCUUCCUUUAAACAAUCCUGUGUUAUCACACAAUCUUUAUGCUCAGGUAUCAGGUAUUGUUAUGUCAUGUUUGUCGACACGUUAGCUCCUGAGAUGUUUCAAUAUUAUUGUUGAUCCGGAAUUUAUCCAUUCACCCGUCUGUUGGAUCUAAAUGUAGUGUUUACUGAUUUACCGGAAGUGAAAGUGUGAAAGUCUCUGCCGCUUAUUUUGACUUUUGCAGAAUGAGGAACAAUGUGUAUUUCAUUAGUGGCGCUUUUUGUGGAAUUUUUGCCAUAUCUGUGUGUGGUGACUGUGCCGAUCUAUGGCUCAUUUUGCGGUGUUGAUAUUAUUUUACGCGUGUCGUUCCUUCUGUAUGCAUAUGUGAUAUGCAGCGAAUUCGUGCCAGGUGCUUUGUACCAGGUGAUGCCGUACCUGAACAUCGGUAUCCUUGGCCUGAUCUGUUUGUAUCUGCCUGUCAGUCUGAUUCCUUACCCACUGGUAUGGAUUUAUGACAAGUUGUUGUGGAUGUCGGAGUUUGGACUCCAGGUUGCUGAAAUUGUGCUAGCCCUCAAUUUUGUUAUGCAUGUCAGUCAGAAAGUUAUGGAAAAAAUGGAAGAGGAACAAUCUCCAGUUUUAAAGUUUGCAGUGGUAUGCUUUACAUCACUGUGCUAUGCCAUGAUGGCAUCAUUUGGCCUGGCCAUUUACAAGGAGGGAUCUGUUGUGCAGCUAUGGCUGCUGUUUCUAGUGCUGGUCCUGUGUCUGGCUGUACACAACAUGAUGUGGAUGUCCCAGGAAGGUAUCCUGUGCGAUGCAGCUUUCUCCUGUCUCUGCUGUGUGGCAGUGCUUUAUGCCAUGAAGGAUGAAACUCAACUAAUUAAGCACCCACUCAAUACACCAGAUACCUGGUACAAGUACGACAAGAGACAAUCCUUAAUUACCAUAGGGAGGUACAUCAUCGGCAGCUCAAUAGAUAAUGCUGCUCUUGCUCUGGAAUUCCUGAUGAAGUUCCUCCGACCCUUCUUCCUAGUCACGUUAGGGAUUCGACUUUACUGUAUUCUAUACAUUACAGAGAAGGUCACCAAGAAUUUCUUUGACAGAGAGGAUUCCACAGAUGACUACUUUGACCAAGACGAACGGCUGUCGCCGUGGCGAUCCCCCAUCACUAUGAAGCUUGCUGUGAUUUUUAUGUUCACUCAGAUGACUACAAACCUGUUCUAUGCUAGUCGAGGGAUCUCUUUUGCCAGAUUUUAUCCUCUUCAAUUCCUGGAGAACUUCUACCCCAGUGAUGUUGUUUUGGGACGAGUGUUACAGAUUCUAGUGGUGAAUGUAUUUUACAUGUGGCGGCUUUACUGUGCAGAAGAAUGGGAAUGGAGUGACUGGUUCUCUUCAUGAAUCUCAAACUAUAUGAGUUAUAACUGUUAGUCUUCCCUGGUCUCCACCAGUUAACUUGCAUGUAACUGGUACCUGUCCCAUGUCCCUUGUAACUGAUACUUUUUUUUGUCCUCAUGUCCCAGUUAUCCCCCUGUUUCUUCUUUGUCCUCACCUCCCACUUAUCUCCCUUGUUACUGGUACUACUCUAAGGUCUCCACCUCCCACUUAUCUCCCUUGUUACCCACUUAUCUCCCUUGUUACUGUUACUACUCUAAGGUCUCCACCUCCCACUUAUCUCCCUUGUUACUGGUACUACUUUAAGGUCUCCACCUCCCACUUAUCUCCCUUGCUACCCACUUAUCUCCCUUGUUACUGGUACUACUCUUAAGGUCUCCACCUCCCACUUAUCUCCCUUGAUACUGGUACUACUCUAAGGUCUCCACCUCCCACUUAUCUCCCUUGUUACUGGUACUACUCUAAGGUCUCCACCUAACACUUAUCUCCCUUGUUACUGGUGUUACUCUAAGGUCUCCAACUCCCUCUUAUCUCCCUUGAUACUGGUACUACUCUAAGGUCUCCACCUAACACUUAUCUCCCUUGUUACUGGUACUACUUUAAGGUCUCCUCCUAACACUUAUCUCCCUUGUUACUGGUACUACUCUAAGGUCUCCACCUCCCACUUAUCUCCCUUGUUACCCACUUAUCUCCCUUGUUACUGGUACUACUCUAAGGUCUCCACCUCCCACUUAUCUCCCUUGUUACCCACUUAUCUCCCUUGAUACUGGUACUACUCUAAGGUCUCCACCUAACACUUAUCUCCCUUGUUACUGGUACUACUCUAAGGUCUCCACCUAACACUUAUCUCCCUUGUUACUGGUGUUACUCUAAGGUCUCCAACUCCCUCUUAUUUCCCCUGUUACCGGUAUCUCAAUAACUAAAUAACCAAAUUUACAUCUAUGCAAUGUACAUGUAUAUUCAUAUAUAUAUAUAUUUAUAUAUAGGCCUCUGCUCCCAUGAUCAUGAUGGGAAACUUUCAGCAAAAUGACGAUGCAUGCAUUGGUUCAAUGUUUUACACUCAUUCCACAUUUUGUAUCAUCCAAUGCCACCAUAUUUGAAAGAUAAGUACACAAAGUCACGAGAUGAGAGUAUUUGUUGGCAAAUGAUAUAAAUCGUUAUUUAUCAAAGAUGUGAAUUAGAGAUUGAAGCAUCUAAUUGCAAUAUAUUAUGCCUGAACUGUAAGUUCACAUCAUUGUUAUCAAAUUUAAAGCCAUGUACAGAGAUUUUUUAGCUCGAUUGUCUGAAGGAUAAGUAAGCUUAUACCUUAGUGUGACAUCCUUCGUCCAUCCGGCAUCAACUUUUGCCUCACAUCUGCUCAAUAGCUGAGAAGCCCAGAGAACUAAUAUUGGGUCUGUAGCAUGUUCAAAUGAAUGACCUUGACCUAAUUGCAAGCUCACAGGGGUCAAAUAGGCUGAAUUCUGUAAAUUACUUCUGCCUGAUAACCAAGAGGUCCAGAGAUCUGAUAUUGGGCCUGUACAAGUAUUAAACAUACAGGGAUAAAGUAUUACCAAGUUUGUUCAAAUGGAUGACUUCUUCUUAAUAACCAAGAUGCCCAGUGACCUCAUGCUGAAUUUCACAAUAUGAUAUAUACUUCAUAUAAAUGUGAUGCUUCAUAAAGUUAUGUUGUAGUAUUUUGUAUGCAUCAAAAAUAAAUACAUUUUUUUCAGGUAAAAUAAGAGCAAUGUUUCCCCAGUAAAUUGUUUCUGCAAUAGUCUAUUGAUAUCAAGGGUAAAAUGUAUGUCAAUUUCAGACCACCUAAUUCCUUUUACCCCAAGCCAUGGACAUUUACACUUCACACCAAAAUUAUAAGUUAGAUUUUAGCAGAAUAAGUAUGUUUGAAUACAAUUAAAUGGACAAAUGAAAAUUGAUUCUUGUAAGUACUGUAUUGAGGGGAAAUACUUGAUCUUGACAUUUUAAUAUUUUAAUCUAAACAAAAGAUAAUUAUCAUGUUGUAAAUCUUUCAUUCAUAGCAGCUGGUUUUCAAUUGCUGCUCUGACUUUUUUUAAGAGUAUCUAGUAAAAUGUUUCAGAAAAAUAAAAUAAAUUAAAAUGUUGACCAGGCAAACUUGUGAUCCUGUAUUUUAAAUAUAUGCAAAUAAUUAUGAUGAAAUGCAAGAUUGACAAUUAUUCUUGUUUAUUUUCUUAAAUAAAAAUGCUGCAAUGUACAUUC